This is a messenger RNA of Polychytrium aggregatum, 1171 nucleotides long. RefSeq lists its product as uncharacterized. Gene Ontology annotation, molecular function: sepiapterin reductase (NADP+) activity. Gene Ontology annotation, biological process: tetrahydrobiopterin biosynthetic process. NCBI's taxonomy places the organism in Eukaryota, Fungi, Chytridiomycota, Chytridiomycetes, Polychytriales. The transcript has 4 exons. Bases 183 to 1055 code for a protein of 290 amino acids. The record is from RefSeq and is a predicted model, not a curated record.
UACAUGUUCAUGGAAACGGCUAUAUUGUCCCGUUUUUUUCUGAAUAAAGUGUACCUGUGCUGUCGGCAAACCACAGACCCAUUCCGCUCUGGCCGGGUCUGGCGCUCUUGAUCGAUCGUGGUUUCUGCUCGUCUGUAUCUGCUCCUCGCUCAUCCACAGUCGGAUCUCGACCAUCACCCACAAUGCAUCGAGCCUUUGUCCUCGUCACCGGUGCUACUCGAGGAUUCGGACGAGAGAUUGCCCGUGGUCUCGUCCAUGCAACGCAAUCGCCGCUCCAGUCUCUCAAGCAGCAGUAUCCCAAUAUCACUUUCGAUCUCCUGCUCACUGGGCGGAACCUGCAGGGCCUCUCGGCCAUUCGGGACGAGCUGAGUGAUCGUGCUGGCUUCAAUGUCGACACUCUCGUGGCCGACUUUGCCGAUCCCCAGGCCGAUCGAGUGACCGAGUCGAUCGUCCACAACAUCCCUGCGGCCCCAACAGACUAUAGCCACUUCUUUCUCUUCAACAACGCCGGUAGCUUGGGCAAGCUCGCCCGCACCCGCAAUCUGCAGUGGACCGACAUCCAGUCGGCCAUUCACGUCAAUGUUGCUGCACCUUUGGCCUUGACCGCGAAGCUCCUCAAGGUCUUCAAGGAUUGCCCCAGCGUCGAUAUUGUGAACGUGUCGUCUCUGGCAGCGAUCCAGGAGUUUGAUUGCUGGGGCCUGUACGCUGCCGGGAAGGCUGCCAGGGACAUGAUCCACAAGACAAUCGCACUGGAAGAAGGCCUGAUCGAGUCGGCGCAGAGGCCAAAUGCCACAGAGGCACUCCCAAGACCCCGGGUCCGAGUUCUGAACUAUGCUCCCGGCCCCCUCGACACUGACAUGCAGGCCGAGAUCCGCAAGGACAUGCCCGCAGUCGAGCUCAGGGACCUCUUUGUGGAUAUGAAGACCAAGGGCACUCUGGUCGACCCAACGGAAUCUGCUCUGACGCUGCUGCAUCUCCUCUCCAAGCCGGACGGAUUCGUGAGCGGAAGCCAUGUGGAUUAUUUUGAUGUGGGCUCAAGCGAUGGUAGUGCAUAAAGAUGCACCAGCAGCAUGGCCAGGAGGUGCGAACUAGAAGGCACCCGAGACUGGAUGAUGUUGCCGUAGGCUUGUAUCGAUCAGCAGGUUUAUUAUAUAUUGCGUGCAUCUGUGGA